AUGAGACAAACAGGUAAAUUCUUCCAUUAUAAUUUUGAAAAGAAAGAGAGGAAUAAAAACCUGAAGAAUUGCAUUAUAACUAGAGGAAAUAAUUAUUGGAAUUCCAAUUUCUUAUGGAAAGAUGAACUUUGGCACUUCCCAGAAAAUGAUGAAGAACAAUAUCAAAGAUCUUUUCCAGUAGUUUAUCAUUAUCCUCCAAAUGUUGGUGAAUUUUUGCUUGAAGAAUUAACAGUUUCAAAUCAACUAACAUUAAAUCCUGGAUUUAAUGAAUUUGAAUGCCAACCACACACUAUUAUUAAAUUAACUUACACUGGACCAAGUGAUGAAGUUGGCAUUUUCCGUGAUAUGGAUUUCUCAACUCAUGAAGAUAUUAAAAAUUCCUACUUAAUUACUAUAAACGAAGCAACUAAAAAACAUAUUCAUGUUGUUAUGGGGAUUGGCACUGUUGCAGUUGCUCACCUUGUUUUCAAUGCACAAAGCAAACAGAUUCCUCGUAUCAAAGAAAUAUUUGAUUAUCCAUACAACCUUUCAGACGAGAUCUACAAUAAACUUCAUUUUACGUCACCAUAUUAUGCUUUAAUAUUAGGUGAUGAUCUUUUGGAAGUUGCAUUCAUGAGAGAUGAACUUUCAAAUGAUACACUAUGGUAUUCAAAUUCAUAUGAUAUUAAUGGUGAAUUUGUUGAAAUGACAUCAGAUAAAGAAGAAUAUCAUAUAUUAAACACACAUUGUGUUAUUAUGAAGAUAAAACAAAGCUAUAACAAACAUAUCAGUGGAAAUUAUGGUAUCAAAGAAGUAAAGUACAUGAACCCAGGUAAUCAAAAUUAUAAAUCACUUUCAGAGAGAAUUUCUGAUUUUAUAACAAUGUUUGGAUCAUGUGCUAGUUGUUUAAACAAAGUUGUUAUUCCAGAUAAAGUUCCAGAGAAGAAAGAAGAGAAUGUUCCAAGCGGAAAGUAUGCAAUGACACCAGACGAAGAAGAAUAUAAGAUUGGCAAAGGUAAAUUAGUUGUUUUGAGUUAUAGUCCAUCACAGAAAGUCGAAAUCCAUGCUAAGAUUGGCGAUGAAGAAGUCGAUGUUAGUGGAAAGAAGUCAUCAGCCGUUCUAUUCACAGAAGAAGGAACUCUCACUAUCUCUAACAAGAAGAAUAACAAUAACAAGAAAUCACAAGUUUUCAUGUACAUAUACGACAUCUCUAACUAUCCUCCAUUCGACUACUGGAUCUUCAUCACAGGCACGCAGACAAUCCAAGCUAAAGAUUUUGGUGUUUCCAGCAAGUCACUUGUUGGCAAGCGCAUUGCCAUCUUCUCAUCAUUCUUCAAGUCAACAUCAACACUGAACAUCAAACUUCCUAAAGGUGCAGAUGCACAGUUCUAUUCACUUGACGGCAGUUCUGCAAACAUCCGUCGUCACACGAUGGAAGUCGAAUCUCUCGUUCACACAGAACCUAUCGUUAGUGUUAUCACACCAUCAACAGAAGACGAAGUCGAAGAUAUCUCAUUCGAGAUUGCUACAACAGAUUAUCCAGAGCUUGCUAUUGAAGUCACAACAGUCACAGACAUCAAUGAAAUAUCCAUUGUCCCACAAUCAUCAGAGACACCAACACCAACAGCCGGCGGAAAGAAACUUUCAGUUGGUUCUAUCAUUGGUAUUUGUGUUGGUUGUGUUGCUGUGAUCGGCAUCAUUAUUUUUGUUCCCAUCUUCAUCAUCAAACGAAAGAACAAUUCGCGUGUUAGUAAUGGCGACUCAUGUUCCGAAGAUGAACACAAUUCUGAAACAAAUUCAACUAAUAAAACAAACAAUUAA
Molecule: messenger RNA, 1800 nt
Organism: Trichomonas vaginalis G3
Lineage: Eukaryota; Parabasalia; Trichomonadida; Trichomonadidae
Exons: 1
Coding region: 1-1800 (599 amino acids)
Source: RefSeq, a predicted model, not a curated record